AAGGCUAGCAAUACUAGUACUGUACUUAUAAUUACAGGCCACAAGGUAUUGUACUUAGCUAACAACAUAGCAAGCUAGCUAGGGAUACCUACUAACUGUCUACCAUUGAAGAAAGACUAUACCCAUGACCUCCAUGCUGUGUGGACUAGUGUGUGUGGUUCUGCUCUCUGGGCUCGCUGUACUGGCAGGGGAACAGCAAGUUUACCUGGCACUGGGAUCUGGUAACAUCACCACUAACAAUAUAUCUUGAUCACUGCUAUUGGAGAAAAUGUUGAUGGUGGUCUCCCUUUUCUCACCUGUCACAGUGACCUCACUACCUGCUGUAGAAAUGUGUCUGACAACAAUGGUAAUGGAGCACUAGGACAGUGGACGUAUCCUGAUGGGAGUGUGAUAAUGGGCAAUGGUGCAGUCGCUGGACAGCAGUUCUACAUUGUGAGGAAUGCUGCUCGGGUCAUCAGACUGGCUCGUAGACAGGCUAACAAUCCUCUCACUCCAACCGGGUCCUACUGUUGUACUAUACCAACUACACUGGGAGAUAUAACCAUCUGUGCUAACCUGGUUACAUUUAUGUGUUCUGAUAAUUUCCCGGGCAUUGCUAAUGGAAGCAUAACCUAUACUGGUGGAUCCACUAACAACAGACCAGUGGGUGCUAUAGCCAGGUACACCUGCUUCCCUCCCUACACUCUGGUUGGAGUGUCAGUGAGGACUUGUGGGAGGGAUGGAGAGUGGAGCUCAACAACAACUCCAGUGUGUGAGAUGAUCUGCUUUGACCUACCCUUACUGACAAAUGGGACCAUUGACUAUGGUGGUGCUGGAUCCAAUAACAGAAGACCAGUGAACACUGUGGCCACCUACACCUGUAACCCUGGCUACGCUAUUGGUGGAGAUACCACUAGGACUUGUAGGAGUGGUAUAUAUAGAGUGUGGACUGGGUUUGCUCCAGUGUGUCUGUCUAACUGCCCUGACUUACCCUCGCUGAUCAACGGGAUGAUUAUGUACAGUGCUGGAUCCACUGGCAUCAAACCUUUCCUCUCUAGUGCUGUGCACUCCUGCAACACUGGCUAUACUCUCACUGGAGGAGACACUAACAGGAUCUGUGUGAAUGGAGGGAGCUGGAGUGGGUCAGCUCCAACUUGUCUGCGUAAGUGGAAUGCUAACUGCCCUGACUUACCCCCACUGACUAACGGGAUGAUUACCUAUAGUGAUAGAUCCACUAAUAACAGACUUUUCCUCUCUAACGCUACACACUUCUGCAACACUGGCUACACUCUCACUGGAGGGGACACCACUAGGGUCUGUGUGAGUGGGAGCUGGAGUGGGUCAGCUCCAAUUUGUCUGCUGAACUGCCCUGACUUACCCCCACUGACUAACGGGAUGAUUACCUAUAGUGAUGGAUCCACUAAUAACAGUCUUUUCCUCUCUAACGCUACACACUUCUGCAACACUGGCUACACUCUCACUGGAGGGGACACCACUAGGGUCUGUGUGAGUGGGAGCUGGAGUGGGUCAGCUCCAAUCUGUGUGCAGUUAGGCCCUGAUGCUAGCAACACAGUAGGUGUGGUAGCAGGUGUAGUCAUCGUGUUACUCAUUCUAGCCGCUGUCAUUGUGGUGGGUAUCAUUGUUGGGGUCUAUUUCUGGAGGAAAUUUCAUGGCAACCAGACCAAGUACGGCCCCUCCCCACGCCAUACCCCUCCCCCUCGCCCUACCCCUUAUCAAGCGUCCCUCAAGAAGAGCAACAGACAAGACAGUAAAGCCGCCAUUGAGAAAGUCGACGAGCCUAGUAUAGUAGAGUUUCCUAGUGAUACUCAUGCGACGGAGGGGGAGGAGGUGUAUCUGAGGGUGAAGGUGAGAGGUCACCCUCCACCCAGUCUCACCUGGUACCACGAUGGUAGGAAGGUGACUGCAGACUAUGCCACAGAACUGGACCAGGACGGUGGAGUAUCCUUCUCUAGUGUGGAGGCUAAGCAUGCUGGUGUGUAUAAACUGGUGGUUACUGGAGCCUCAGGGUCAACAACGCAACAGCUCGUCACGGUAACAGUGAUGAGUGAGGGUGGUAAGGCUAGUGAGGGGGUGGAGGGGGUGGACUACGCCCCCAUACCUGUGACAGAGUUUGGAGCGUAUGUGGCUGACCUCCAUGCUGGCAGCAAUAAGAAGUUCAAAGAUCUUUACAAGAAUCUGGACAGUGGGGAGAGGGGUCAUCCAGUGAUUAUUUCAGUGACUCCUGAGAACAGACUCAACAACAGAUUUGGCAACAUUGCUGUCUAUGAUGACAACCUCAUUAUCCUAGACCCCAUCCCUAGCCAAGAGGACUGCCAGAGUGACUACAUCAAUGCCUGCUAUGUAGACGGGUACAAGAAGCCUAAAAAGUUCAUAGCAACACAAGGUGGGUCCUUGGUUACUAAUUAAGUGUGUACCCUUACC
Halichondria panicea is the source of this 2421-nucleotide messenger RNA. RefSeq lists its product as uncharacterized. The record is from RefSeq and is a predicted model, not a curated record. Lineage: Eukaryota; Metazoa; Porifera; Demospongiae; Suberitida; Halichondriidae. The transcript is spliced from 14 exons. Gene Ontology annotation, molecular function: protein tyrosine phosphatase activity. Gene Ontology annotation, biological process: protein dephosphorylation. Bases 394 to 2406 code for a protein of 670 amino acids.